AUGCCAAAUGUGCCAUCCAAAUAUAACAAAUAUGCCAUCACCGUCACCAUCUCCAUCAUCUCCAUCAUCCCCAUCACCCCCAUCAUCCCCAUCACCCCAUCAUCUCCAUCAUCUCCAUCAUCCCCAUCACCCCCAUCAUCCCCAUCAUCUCCAUCACCCCCUUCAUCCCCAUCACCCCCAUCAUCCCCAUCAUCCCCAUCAUCUGAAAUGACAUCAUCCCCAUCAUCCUCCAUCAUCCCCAUCAUCUCCAUCAUCCCCAUCCCAUCAUCCCCAUCCCCAUCAUCCCAAUCAUCAUCUCCAUCAUCUCCAUCAUCAUCCAUCAUCCCCAUCAUCUCCAUCAUCCCCAUCAUCUCCAUCAUCCCACAUCAUCCCCAUCAUCCCCAUCAUCUCCAUCAUCCCCAUCAUCAUCAUCCCCAUCAUCCCCAUCAUCCCCAUCAUCCCCAUCAUCCCCAUCAUCUCCAUCAUCUCAUCAUCAUCCCCAUCAUCCCCAUCAUCCCCAAUCCAUCAUCCCAUCAUCUCCAUCAUCCCCAUCAUCCCCAUCAUCCCCAUCAUCCCCAUCACCCCCAUCAUCCCCAUCAUCCCCAUCAUCCCCAUCAUCUCAUCAUCAUCCCAUCAUCUCCAUCACCCCCAUCAUCCCCAUCAUCCCCAUCAUCUCCAUCAUCCCCAUCAUCCCCAUCAUCCCAUCAUCUCCCAUCCAUCUCCAUCACCCCCAUCAUCCCCAUCAUCCCCAUCACCCCCAUCAUCCCCAUCAUCUCCAUCAUCCCCAUCAUCCCCAUCAUCCCCAUCAUCCCCAUCAUCAUCCCAUCAUCUCCAUCAUCCCCAUCAUCCAUCCAUCAUCAUCCUCACCCCCUUCAUCCCAUCAUCCCCAUCAUCCCCAUCAUCCCCAUCAUCUCCAUCAUCUCCAUCAUCCCCAUCAUCUCCAUCAUCUCCAUCAUCUCCAUCAUCUCCAUCAUCUCCAUCAUCCCCAUCAUCCCCAUCACCCCCAUCAUCCCAUCCCCAUCAUGCCCAUCAUACCCCCAUCACCCCCAUCAUCCCCAUCAUCUCCAUCAUCCCAUCAUCUCCAUCAUCAUCCAUCAUCCCCAUCACAAUCAUCAUCUCCAUCACCCCAUCAUCCCCAUCACCCCCAUCAUAUCAUCCCAUCAUCCCCAUCAUCCCCAUCAUCCCCAUCAUCCCCAUCAUCUCCAUCAUCCUCCAUCACCCCCAUCAUCCCCAUCAUCCCCAUCAACCUCUUCAUCCCCAUCACCCCCAUCAUCCCCAUCAUCAUCCCCAUCAGCCCCAUCAUCCCCAUCACCCCCAUCCCAUCAUCUCCAUCAUCCCCAUCAUCAUCAUCUCCAUCAUCUCCCCAUCACCCCCAUCCCCAUCAUCCCAUCAUCUCCAUCAUCCCCAUUCACCCCCUUCGUCAUCCCCCAUCAUCUCCAUCAUCUCCAUCAUCCCCAUCAUCCCCAUCACCCCCCAUCAUCCCAUCAUCUCCAUCAUCAUCAUCCCCAUCAUCCCCAUCAUCCCCAUCAUCUCCAUCCCCAUCAUCCCUUUCAUCCCCAUCAUCCCAAUCCCAUCAUCCCCAUCACCCCAAUCAUCCCCAUCAUCCCCAUCAUCCCCAUCAUCCCCAUCAUCCCCAUCAUCCCCAUCACCCCCAUCAUCCCCAUCACCCCUUCAUCCCCAUCAUCCCCUAUCAUCCCCAUCACCCAUCUUCAUCCCCAUCACCCCUAUCAUCCCUUAUCAGUUUUUUUUCGGGUUAUUAAUACUUAA
Messenger RNA from Danaus chrysippus (African queen), 1746 nucleotides. The record is from the annotation of a GenBank genome assembly. NCBI's taxonomy places the organism in Eukaryota, Metazoa, Arthropoda, Insecta, Lepidoptera, Nymphalidae.